Molecule: messenger RNA, 360 nt
Organism: Cooperia oncophora
Lineage: Eukaryota; Metazoa; Nematoda; Chromadorea; Rhabditida; Trichostrongylidae
Source: the annotation of a GenBank genome assembly
AUGGACGCGUAUUGGGUACUUUUGAUGACGAUCUCACUACAUUCUGCUGAGUCCUACAAAUUCCUCGUCUACUCUCCCAUAUACGGUUACUCGCAUACGAACUUCAUGGGCACCCUUGCUGACACCCUAACGGAGGCCGGUCACGAUGUCACAGUCUUAAUGCCGAUAUUGGAUGAAGAUCAGCAAAACAAGACUGGGCUAAAGUUGACCACGAAGGCUAUCAAAACCCCACCGGAUCCGCGUAAUAUGUUCAUGAAGGAGUAUAAAAAUGAGAUAUACAGCAAGAUGUGGACAAUGGAACCAUCCGUGUUCGGAAUGCUUCAGGUAAGCACUGUAAGACGUGACAAAUUCGUAAAGUAG